AUGGAAGAACCAGUCGAGGGACUGAGACAAGCCGCUAAUAUCCUGCUCCUGGUGGAGCUUGCGCAACAAGCUCUUAGCGAAGCGCAGAAAGCAAGCCUCUCACCAACGAGGAAGAUGGAGUUUCACGACCUUCGACCAGUCAUGGGCAAAAUGAAAGCAGCUUCAGAAUCAGCAUUGGGAACAAGCUUCUCGAGGGUAGACAUUGGGAAUAUCUAUCAAAGAGCUGAGGAAUGUUUGGAUGUAUCUGAGCAGCUUAUACGAUAUGCAAACAAGCAAUGGAAUGAAGGCGACGACCUGAAAAGCCUAGAGGCGGCAUUUGAAAAACUGAAAAGUCGGCUGAACCUUGGUCUUCUCACUUUUAUCGAAAAUUACGCGCAAAUGCCUCUGACAGCCCAGCAUGAGCUUAUCAAACAACUGUCAAGAUCUACGAAUCGAAAUGAAGACCGAAAGACAGAAUUUAAUGGCGGACACAGUGGCCGCAAAGAAGGAUUCGGAUUUUCAGUUGUCGAGUGCCUUGCUCCCAUUGAGGCCCCCGGAGAUCCAACCUCGAUCUUUUUUACACUACUUGUUGAUAUUAUUGAUGCUUUACAUCGCUCGGAGAUGCAGAGGGUCUUGGAUUCUCCUCCCAUUAUUAUUCAUGAUGCUCGGAGAUUUCAAGUUAUCAAGAUUAUCCUGAAUAUGCAAGGAUACAGAGCGCCCAGUGACAUGGAAGUGCGUGCCCGCAAUGAACACUGCGCUGCGUUCAACAAUAUAUUCUCUACGCCCGCAGCCGGUAAGAAUCCAUGGGUCAACUAUUGCCAAUGGCUCGAGUCGGAUGAGCAACUGUACUGGAUUACCGGUGAAAGGGAAUCGGGCAAGACAACCCUUAUGAAACUCAUCGCUCAUGGGCCUCAACAUCCUUCCCGUGAAUCUCUGGUUGGGUCGGUACCCUUUCUCCGCAAAUGGGCGAACGGAAAAACCCUGAUCACAGCAACCUUUCUCUAUAAUACGCCGGCGAAGAACGUGGAGCUUACAAUGGAGGGAAUGAUUCGGUCACUUCUUUUGCGGAUUCUUACAAAUUGCCCAGAGGCCAUGGAAAGAUUGAGUCCCACGAAGUGGGAAAGUAUCUGCCUCUUCGGGGACUCUUACUUUGUGCCUGAAGAGGAAAACCUUUCGAAUCUACUGAUUGAUGCACUCAAUACCCUCAAAGACAGUCAUGAAAUCUGUAUAUUCGUGGACGGCUUAGACGAGUUAGAUGGCGGUAAUGGAGAUGUCGCGCGGCUAUUCAAACGCAUUAUAAACGACACGUCAGCCAAAUUGUGCUUCGCCAGUCGUCUGCUUCCAACAUACCAAAACAUCUUGGGGAGCAGCCCCCAGCUCGAAAUUCAUCACCUUACAUACCGCCAGAUCGCGAUAUAUGUGGGAGAAGCAAUGAAGGCAAAUGAAGAAUUCUUUCAAUUCCAAAAGGACGAUACCGGGCCAGUAGCUAAGUUGGUGGACAGUAUUACGACCAAGGCGGCUGUUGUCUUCGUAUGGGCUCGUGCCGCGGUCAUUAUCAUGCUUGAUGGCUUCCAUCGUACAGACAAGAGAUCCGAUCUUUGCAAAAAGUUGGAUAGAAUACCACUGGAUAUAAAUGAGUUAUAUCAAAGUAUUCUUAACGAAAUGGAUCCUGAAAGCUUAAGGGUGUUGGCACAAAUAUUGCUCAUCAUGGGGAGCUGUGCCGAACCGCCUCCAGCCAUACUGCUUUCAUUCGCGUUGGAAAAGAAUCCCCAAUUUGCAAUAGAGCUACCACCGAAAAUACUGUUGCCUCAAGAUGCGCAGAAUCGCAUUACAGCAGUUUACAAGAGGAUCGAGGAGAUAAGCAAAAAUCUUAUUAUGUUUGACAAAAGAGAAGAAACACCCAACGCCUCGUGGGUUAACAUGUGCAGAGCCCUUUACGCCGAGGAAAAAUUCCGACAAUUCAUUCAACAAACCUCUCUAAAAGCCUUUCUUCAGAAGUCUGCCGGCGAGAAUUUCGACGUCCAUCUGCAGCUGUGCAGGGCAUAUUUGGCCUUGCACAAAGUAAGCGAGCCUCACAAGAAGCAGUUAUUAAGGAUGUAUUUUCACGAGCCUUCGUCUGCCGAUAGGGCGUUGAUUUACUGUAUGAGGCACGCGUCUUGCGUGGAACCUCGCCACAACUCCGAGAUGAUCAAUGUAUUGGACCGCAUUGAUAUCACCGGGCUCCCUCAAUCUAGACAGCCGUGGUGGCAAGUCGAUAGUUGCGCAACGAAGUUCCUUUGCCAAACGCAUAACUUGAACGAGUGUCAAGUUGGAGGGGAAAUGUGUGGCCCAAGCCUUCUCUCGUUGGCUGUCAAAUGUGGUGUGGUCGAGUACGUCAAGGCAAAGAUGCCAGCCAAUUGUUUGGUUCCUCUUGAGGAUGUAUACAGUACCAACCACCCGAAGGAUCCUUGGCCUCUUCUUCUUGAUGCCUUGGACAAUUCAUUCCCAAAUUCUAGAAUGGUUGAGGUCUUGCUGGAGGGUGGUGCGGAUCCGAACCUCGAGCUAUCUGGCUUGCGCUUCAGUCCUACUAUGUGGGGUCAUUAUUUGAGUCACUUGUUUUGCGUAAUCGAGGGUUCGGGAGUAGAGAGCGGAAGGUUGGACGAGUACGAAAAGAUAAUGCGCUUGAUGAUAAAGCACGGUGCCUCGCUGAGCACCGAAUCGCUGGAGAGAGCUGUCUCAAACCAGUAUCUGCGCAUCAGAAUCAGAGAGGAUUAUAUGAAUGACCUCGUCCAAGUGUUUCAAAGCGACUUUGAACAGAUCAGAACUAAUCCCGAGGCUCCACUUGACUUGGUAACCAUGGUGGCUCGUGGCAGAGAGGCAGGCGCUCGCAAUGAGGAGGCUAGGAAGAGGCCGUUGCUGUGA
Messenger RNA from Clonostachys solani, 2880 nucleotides. Lineage: Eukaryota; Fungi; Ascomycota; Sordariomycetes; Hypocreales; Bionectriaceae. The record is from the annotation of a GenBank genome assembly.